Molecule: messenger RNA, 885 nt
Organism: Helianthus annuus (common sunflower)
Lineage: Eukaryota; Viridiplantae; Streptophyta; Magnoliopsida; Asterales; Asteraceae
Exons: 1
Coding region: 1-885 (294 amino acids)
Source: RefSeq, a predicted model, not a curated record
AUGACAGCCCUGAGGCAGAUGUCUUCCGAAGAAAGAGAGGACUUGAUCACCGGUCAGAAACACAAGGAAAAGGAGAAAGACGACUCGGGUAACGUUGGUUUGGACCAACCAUACCUACCACGAGACUUGGCCGAGGUCUCAAAGUUCACAAGGCGAAUAUCAGAAGCACCCAUGCCUCCCAAGACAAAGCUGCCCCCAGGCUUUGAUCGCUACGACGGAACGAGAGAUCCAGAAGAUCAUCUGCAUGCCUUCCGAGGAGCGGGGCAGCUGGGAAGGUGGUCCAUGCCAGUAUGGUGCCACAUGUUUGUGCAAACCUUAACAGAAGGAGCCCGGGUGUGGUUUGAUAGCCUCCCCCCGGGGAGCAUAGACAGCUACGAAGAGUUAAGCGAAAAAUUCCUCAGAAAUUUUGGCCAACAAAGGAAGAUGGUCAAGAAUCCCAACGAAAUCCUCCACAUCAGGCAAAGGGACAACGAGCGGAUAGACCAGUACAUGGAAAGGUUUGUCAAAGAAAGCAUGAACAUCAAGGAUGUCCCGGAGGUCAUGAAAAUCAGUAGUUUCAUAAAUGGGCUGAAGCAUGCACAGCUGUGUGAAAAGCUGGGAGAGGAGUUUCCGCCUUCCUUCGACAAUCUCAUGGACAGGGUCAGGGCUUUCGUCCGGGGAAAGGAUACGGUCAGCAAAGCUAAGGAGACGGACACCACACCCCGAAGGGCCGCCCCGACAGCAAGACCUCCUGAGAAAGGUACUCCCUAUUCCCGAAAGCCUCCCUUUGAUAGAAUGUUGCAUGACAGGGCAAGGCCCUCAUACUCCCCCUACCGACCCCGAGGGAGAGGCCCUCCCCCUUACUCCGACAGCUUCACCCCCUCGUUAAGACUCCAAGUGAGAUAA